AUGAUCGAGCUGGCAGAUAUCAAGGCUACCUGGACCCCUCCUCCCACUGCAUCGGUGACCCCAGGUGGCCGACUGUUGGCUACCAGCGAAGCUGCCACUGAUGAUGAUCGGACUAGUGACGGACGCGCGGGACGUGCCCUGCAACGAUCCAAUGCCGAACGAGACAGAUAUCGCAAUCAAUUGCGCCAAGCGGAGGCGACAAUCGACAGGUUGCAGACCGAGUUGGCGCAAUCGCGCACGCUGGUCAACAAAGCAGCGCCACGGAUGGACGCCCUUCGCUUGGAUGCGUCCAAAGCUCGUGAGGACGCAGAAGCAGCACGACAAGAAGCGGUGGCGUCGUCGAAGAAGGCGCAAGAUGGUGCGACAGCGUUAUCGGAUCUCGCACAGCGGCAUAAGGUGGCUGGGAAGCGACUGGAGGAGUUGGAGAGGAAGAUCACUCGGCUGACUCAGCAUAACACCGUUCUACAGCGUGAGAACGUCGUCUUCAAGAACAGUUUGGAGCAUCGUCAGGCUGAUCUCGCAACAGCUCAGGAUCGCGCAGUGGCUGCAGAACGAGAGCGAGCGGAGGCCUCCCUCGCUCGCGACGACUUGCAGGCGGAGCUGGAUGCGAGUCGACAGUCGCUGCUGAAGGAGCAGGCUUCUUCUGCUGAUCUCCGCAGCAAACUAGCGGAGCGUGAGGAACACCUUGGAGCGUUGCGCAACUUGAUCAAUCUGGUAGCUGCACCGACUCCGCAACCUGAGGUGGAACGAUGCGUGGCGUCGGCCUCUUCCAGUUCGUCUCUUGCCACACUGGCGUCAACGGCCACGAGCCUUGUCUCCUCUGAUCUUCCAGCGCGAACAUCUUCGCAGCAGCUCCCGUCUGGCUCGGCAAAGCGAAGUGGAGAUCUCUCUUCUGAUCCAACGUCACAGUCGAAGCGUGCAAAGCGCGCCGUUGCGACUACCGAGGGAGCGCCAGCUGAGUUGUCUUCCUCUACGGCGAUGGAUACCCCAUUCACACACGCAAUUCCACCUGAGUCCAGCGAAGCUGCGCGCCCUGCCGAUGUCACGUCGUGGCUGUGGGAGGUUGUUGCCGGGGAAACUGGCCACUAUCGGCCCUGGCCACAAGCCUCGGUCGAAGCUUUAUACAAAGCGAGUCCCUGGAAGAUCUUUGUGGAUAACAUGCCCGACCCAGUCUCGUUCGACAUUGGAGACCCCCGCUUCCAACCUCUUCUGGCCAUCAUCCGCGAUGUGCUGACUCGGAACGAUAAUCGUGGCGCGCUUGUGUUCUGGGAGAUCACCCACUCCAUCGAGAUUUCCAUUUCCAAGGCCAGCGCUGAGUCUUGGGAGGUGAAGUUCACUUCGGAUCGUAACAAUCGGAGAUCCCACUUUGUGAAGAUGCUGCUGCCUGUGUUCGAAGAGGUGGCCCGCCUGUGCAAGGCUCAUCCAUUCUUCGUGCCGCUGAUCGCAACGUGCCCGUGGUUCCCUAAGGGAGCUUCUGGUGCCUCUGGAGAUCUGUUACACGUCUUACGAACGACUGACGAGGCGGAGCCGUGGCGCCUGUUCUACUGGAACGCUCGUGCCAAACACCCAUCGAUGAACGAACCCAUCCACACGCGCCUUCGAGGCAAGUUCAAGGCGACCUCGUCAAUCGCCUAG
Phytophthora sojae is the source of this 1635-nucleotide messenger RNA. RefSeq lists its product as hypothetical. The transcript is spliced from 6 exons. Lineage: Eukaryota; Oomycota; Peronosporomycetes; Peronosporales; Peronosporaceae. The record is from RefSeq and is a predicted model, not a curated record. Bases 1 to 1635 code for a protein of 544 amino acids.